CCGCUCGCCGCCUGCUCCCUCGGGGCCCUCGCGCCCUCGCCAGUCGCUGCCUCGCCUCCAGCAGCAAGAGCAGCAGUAGCAGCAUGCAGAUCCUCGAGUCCGUCGACGCCUUCCGCCAGGCGCGACGCGCGCUGCCGCCCAACGCCACGCUGGGACUCGUGCCCACCAUGGGGGGCCUGCACGCCGGCCACAUGUCGUUGGUGCAGGAGGCCAAGCGCUCGUGCGACUUCGUGGCCUCCAGCAUCUUCGUGAACCCGGCGCAGUUCGGCCCUAACGAGGACUACUCCAAGUACCCGCGCACGUUCGAGAAGGACGUGGCGCUGCUGCAGCAGCAGGGCGUGGACCUCGUCUUCUUCCCGUCCGCGAACGAGAUGUACUCGCCGCACCACCGCUGCUACGUGGAUCCGGAGGGCUUCGACGACCUCGUGGAGGGCCAGUGCCGCGAGGGCCACUUCCGCGGCGUCGCGACGGUCGUCUCCAAGCUCUUCAACAUCGUGCAGCCCACGCACGCCUUCUUCGGGCAGAAGGACGCGGCCCAGGUCGUGCUCAUCAAGCGCAUGGUGUCGGACUUGAACAUCCCCGUGGAGAUCAACGUCGUGCCCAUUGUGCGCGAAGCGGACGGCCUCGCGCUGUCGACGCGCAACCAGUACUUGUCGCCGGUGGAGCGCGAGGCUGCAGCUGUGCUGCAUCGCGGACUUGCACACGCCCAAGAUCUGUUCCAGCAGGCCAAGCAGAACGGCAAGACGACGGUGGAUGCGGCUGCUCUGCGUGACGUCGUUCGCAACGAGUACGAGCGUGAACCUCUUGUUACCGCCAUCGACUACAUCUCGGUGGGAUCGAAGGAGACGAUGCAGGAGGUGGCCGAGGUUGAUACGACCAAGGGUGUCAUCAUCUCCGUGGCCGUCAAACUCGGUCAGUGCCGCCUGAUCGACAACAUCGUGCUGUAG
Phytophthora sojae is the source of this 947-nucleotide messenger RNA. RefSeq names its product Pantoate-beta alanine ligase. Gene Ontology annotation, biological process: pantothenate biosynthetic process. Lineage: Eukaryota; Oomycota; Peronosporomycetes; Peronosporales; Peronosporaceae. The record is from RefSeq and is a predicted model, not a curated record. Gene Ontology annotation, molecular function: pantoate-beta-alanine ligase activity. The transcript is spliced from 2 exons. The coding region runs from base 84 to 947 and encodes 287 amino acids.